CUUCCUUUAAUUCGACUAAGGCUGUUCUGAACGAUAGUUCUGUCUUGGCGGAAAGUUUCGCUGCAUGUAUUGUAUUUAACUUUAAUGAGCAUGUGCCGUUAGCGUCUAGGUUGCAAACUGUCGGAUACUUACAGGGUUUCGACGUCAGCAAAUUGGCGCCCAAAAUCUGACGUCAUUAGCUCAAUUAAAAACAUUGAAGUAAUUUUAAAGGAUCGUCGUUAACAUAAAUUGUGUCAAUAGAUAAAAACAAACAAAAAAAUCAAAUAUGUCAUUGGCAGUACGACCAUAUCAACCAGUGACUCCAGCAAACAACAAAUACCUUGCUAAAAGAUGGGACCAAGAAAUAUUCAACACUCACAGGAAAAAAGUUGCCUGUGCCCUUUCCGUUGUAGACAACAAUCCACCACGUGUACACAUGCAUCUUCAUAUUAAACUUAAAAAGCUACAGUUCGAAGCAGAACGCCUGGCGACCAUAGAGCGUGAUAACCGGAUCCUGCUAGAGAAGAUGGCGCACAUCAUGCGCACAGGCGGCGUCGUGGACAACAAGAAGGAGGACAAUCACCCCAAGAGCCUUAACAAGAUCAAACGCCAGAGGGAGCUGCUGCGAAUCACGCACGAGAACCUUGCCAUCUUGAAGCGGCUCACCACCAAGGACCCGCACUACAACCAUAAGAAGUGGCUCUUAGAGUGGCAGGUUAACCAGCAGUACCUGAUGAACAUCUCCAAGUUCCCACACCCGUGGCGCCAGGAGCAGAGCCAAUAUAUCUCGGAUGUGCAGCGAAAGACCACCGCCAACAAGCGCAUCAGCAAAAAGGUGAACAAUUCGCAGCCAAAGUCAAGUACUCCGAGUAAGGGAGGUACCAAGGGUGCGACAUCUGGGCACUCAGCGCCAUCUCAGCCUAUCCCGAGCCUUGCCACGCCCGUCAUCAGCGUGACCCAUGCAGAGUAGUCUCACGUGUCUAGUCAUAGGAACAGAAUACAAAUAAACAAGCGUAUAUGUU
Molecule: messenger RNA, 1001 nt
Organism: Dreissena polymorpha
Lineage: Eukaryota; Metazoa; Mollusca; Bivalvia; Myida; Dreissenidae
Product: sperm axonemal maintenance protein CFAP97D1-like
Exons: 6
Coding region: 266-949 (227 amino acids)
Source: RefSeq, a predicted model, not a curated record